AUGGUCUCGGGAUCUCCCUGUAUUUCUCACAAGAGCUCAUCUGCAGGCGGACGCACCCGUCCUCUCUCCGGUACAAACGACGGACCUGCAGAUAGUCAUUCCAGGGUCUUAGGCUGGACUGUAUCUACCGACACUGAGUUAAAAGUAGUCUACAAAGACGUUAUCGAUAACUACUUACAAAUAAUAUUCGCUUUCCCCUCGACCUUAGCUUGGAACUUGAGUAUAGCCAUGUCCGAAGUGCUGCCAUACAACGAGGGGAAGAUGAACGGAUACGGGGCGGACAGUGAUGUCAGUCAGCUCUCCUUCAGCUGUCGACUACAAGACACGAACUCGUUCUUCGGAACAUCACAGUCCAAAAGGCCACCGAAACUCGGACAGAUUGGCAGGGCAAAACACGUGGUCAUUGAAGAUGACCGAAUAGACGAAGUCCUGAAAGGGAUGACAGACAAAUCGUCUCCCGGCGUGUAAAAUUGAAUGAUUAUACCUCGUCAACCUUUUCUUUUAAUCACCGGUUUGAAGCACUUGUCGCCUGUGCAUGUGAACGAGAGGUGAAGAUGAUGAUUCAGUGUACGAGUACAGGACGAAGGAUGAAGAGCCACUCUGGACAAUGGGUUAAAAUAGUGAGAAAUGAAGAUGCUGGCAAUUCUCCAACUGAAACCCAUCCCAAACUGCUGCUGUGAAGAAAGCUGCCCAAGAUUUCUGGUCAUUUAGCCCCUCGUCUCGUAGACGCUGUGGUUCUGGGUGUGAGAUUUCAUCACGACAUCAACAAACAGAAGACCCCCACCCCCCUCCACGAUUCAUAGGCAUCUAUCACACUAUGAGCUACUCGUUCAAGGGAGCUGUCCAGUUCAGCACCUGAAGCACAACUUGACUGUCUUUCCAGAGAAAUAAGCUAUAUUUAUAUCUUGCAUGGAAAUGGGAUGAUGUAUGUAAUCGAGGGAAGAUUGAUUACAUGUUUUAUUCACUUCCUCCACAUCUACAUCCAUUCCAUUUUCAAUCCUUGACUGAUCAUGCCCAAAAUACAUUUUAUAGCCAACAAAGCCACUCAACGCCAGCAAGGAAGAUCUGAAGAAUCUGCAAUGGAGGGAAAAUGAGAAGGAGUACUUCUUGUUUGAUUUAUUGCGUCUUUUCUAUGACUGUUUAUUUGUUUGGCGUUGUGUAUAGAUUAAUAUAUACGGUUCUCUUUGCAUGAACUUUUCUCUUGUGCCAUUGCGGGUGUUUCCACCUCUUUUAAACCCAGGCACGCUUGUUUUUACCGAAAUCAAUAUUUGUAUUUUUUAUAUCUGAAUAUUUGUUACUCAGAACGAUAUUAAUAGACAGGGUAUGUGUAGAUACAGAGGCAUAAAACGUAAUCAAAAAGGACAGACUGAAUGUUAUUUUGGGGAAGGGUUUUCACACAUCAGCAUUAACAUGCUUUCCGUUGCAAUAAGUGAUCAUGCCUUUGUUGAUAACGAAAUGGUUAGGAAAUAUAAUUUCAGAGUAUGUUCAACAGCACACUCACUGUAAUUACAUCAGUGUUUUUUUUGUUUUGUUUGUUUGUUUGUUUGUUUUUUGAGCAUCUCAGUUGAUUAUUUAUUUGUUUGUUUUUGUAUUCUUUUGUGUAUGGUUUAUUGUGCAUGGAAUAUUUUUCAAGCUUAUAAACAAUUUAUGAAGCAAAAAAUGUGCACACAUGUCUCUACAUUCUACAAAUGAAUGAAUAAAUGAAUUCAGAUGAGUCAUUCA
Molecule: messenger RNA, 1722 nt
Organism: Cyprinus carpio (common carp)
Lineage: Eukaryota; Metazoa; Chordata; Actinopteri; Cypriniformes; Cyprinidae
Product: calcium/calmodulin-dependent protein kinase II inhibitor 2-like
Biological process (GO): negative regulation of protein kinase activity
Molecular function (GO): protein kinase binding; calcium-dependent protein kinase inhibitor activity
Source: RefSeq, a predicted model, not a curated record